UAUUGAUAACAGGAGGGCAUUUUGUGGCUGGUCAUUGAAAAAACCACAUCUAGCAAUCAUGCAAGCAAAACAAUUAUUUAUUUUAGUUGUAGCAGUAGUAGCUGGUUCAGCAGAAAAAUCUUACGAUGGAUUCAAGCUGUACAAAGUGGUGCCAAAAACAGAAAAACAAGUGAAUGUUUUAGAACAAAUAAGAGAUUCGGGAUUGGGGGACUUUUGGAUUGACUAUUUCAGAGUCAAUGAUGAUCUCAGGGUGUUGGUGUCUCCAGAAAUGCAAGAAGUGGUUCAAGGAAGGCUGAUGCAAGCGGGAUUGGAAGUCAAAACUAUUAUAGAGGAUGUUCAACAAGUAAUCAACCAGCAAUUGAACCCAAACCAAGUCGUCUCAUCUAGAAGCAGCGGCUUCCUUUCUUACGACUGGGAUAGCUACCAUAACUUGACCGUCAUCGAAGAAUGGCUUGAUGAAGUCGCCGCUGCUUAUCCUUCUGUCGUCUCUCUCGUUACCAUGGGUUACUCUGUCGAGAAUAGGCCGAUCAGAGGAAUCAUCAUCAACUACAACUCCAACAUAACAAAGCCUGUUGGCAUCAUUGAGGGAACCCUUCACGCUAGGGAGUGGAUCUCACCAGCUACCGUCACUUGGAUUAUAAAAGAGUUCUUGAACAGUACUGAUGCUGAUGUUAGAGCAAUGGCUGAGGACACAGAGUGGCAUAUCUUCCCAGUGGUGAACCCAGAUGGCUAUGAAUAUACUUUUAAUGGUAACCGAAUGUGGAGGAAGAACAGAAGUACGGCAAAUUUCACCUCUUGCAAUUCUACCGGCGUCGACGAUGACAUGAGCAAUGGGGUUGAUUUGAACAGGAAUUUUGAUUUUUACUGGAUGAGUGUCGGGGCCUCAGACAAUCCUUGUACCAACACCUUCGCUGGACCCUCAGCUGGCUCAGAGCCGGAGACCAAGGCAAUCUCGCAGUAUGUUCUGAACCUGCACCAGGGCGGAAGGAACAUCAUGUACUAUCUGUCAUUCCACUCGUACUCCCAGCUGUUCAUCUUACCGUACAGCCAUGUUACUGAGCCAGCUGCUGACAAUCACGACGAUUUGAUGUUAAUAGCAUCAAACAGUUCCACGAAAAUUUUUGAGAGAUACCACACCACGUACAGAGUUGGAAUAGCUCAGGAAGUUUUAUACCCAAUGAGCGGCUCGAGCUUUGACUGGGUAAAGCUGUACGCAGACGCCUCCGUCAGCUAUUUGAUCGAACUUAGAGACCUUGGGGAAACCGGCUUCCUUCUUCCACCAGAGCAGAUCAUACCUAACAAUCUGGAAAUGAUGGACGGCUUGAUAGAAAUGGAUAAAGCAACGAAGCGAUUGGGAUACUUUUCUGGCGGUUCUAGCGUUAUCUAUUCGUUGACUUUAGUUAGUUUAGCUGUUGUUUUUGUUAAUUUGAUUAACUUGGCGACAGUAGUUAUAGCAGAAAAAAAGUCCUACGAUGGAUACAAAUUGUAUAAAGUUACACCAAAAACGGAGAAGAUAGUGAAUAUUUUAGAACAAAUAAGAGAUGCUGGUAUUGCAGAGUUCUGGAGUGAUUUUAUAAAUGUGGAUAGUGACAUCAGAAUAUUAGUUGAUCCAGAAAAGCAAGCAGUGUUUCGAGGAAGAGUCAUUAACAACCAACUGAACCCAAUAGAAGUAGAUCCAUCCAGAAGCAGCAGUUUUCUUUCCUACGACUGGAAUGCCUACCACAACUUGACUGACAUUGAAAGGUGGCUUGAUGAAGUGGCCACAACAAACUCUUCUGUCGUCACUAGAGUUACCAUCGGGCAGUCAACUGAGAACAGGCCUAUUAGAGGAAUCAUAAUCAACAUCAACCGGAAUAGAAGGAAGCCUGUUGGCAUCAUUGAAGGUACUCUCCAUGCUAGGGAGUGGAUUUCAGCAGCCACGGUCACUUGGAUCAUCAAAGAGUUUUUGACGAGCUCUGAUCCAGACGUCAGGAGAAUGGCAGAGGAAACUGAGUGGCACAUAUUUCCAGUGGUAAAUCCUGAUGGAUAUGUUUACUCUUUUACUGAAAACCGAAUGUGGAGGAAGAACAGAAACCCAGCAUACUUCACAUCUUGCCUGGCUGCCGGUGUUCCUGAUGAUAUGAGUCGUGGAGUGGACCUGAACAGAAAUUUCAAUUUCUUCUGGAUGUCCACUGGAGCAUCAAGCAACCCUUGCACAAACAAUUUCGCCGGUCCAUCAGCAGAGUCAGAACUAGAAACAAGAGCCAUCGCGCAAUACGUGUUGGGUCUAAGACAGAAUGCGGACAUAGUGUACUAUCUGUCUUUCCACUCGUAUCUCCAGUGGAUAAUGUUGCCGUACAGCCAUGUGAAUGUGCCAUCAGUUAACAAUCAUAAUCAUUUGAUGGAAAUAGCAACAAACAGCUCUGUGAAGAUUUCAGAGAGAUAUGGAACUCGAUACGAAGUUGGAAUAUUAAAUCAACUCAUGUUUCCAGCCACAAUAAGUGGUUCAAGCUUCGACUGGGCCAAAUUCCACGCGAAUGCUUCUAUUAGCUAUUUAUUUGAACUACGAGACCUCGGAGAAUUCGGUUUCCUCGUGCCACCUCAGCAGAUCAUACCCAACAAUUUAGGAAUUAUGGACGGCUUGGUAGAAAUGGACAAGUUAUCAUUUAAUCCACAUUUUUUAGAUCGAACUUCAGUUCAAUUAGGUUACUACUGCAAAGUCAGUAUGUAUUUUAGGGUAGCAUUUUUAGUAGCAAUAUUAGCUAUAGUAAAUUGUGAAUAUGUGAGCUAUAACAAUUACAAAGUGUAUAAGGUCAAACCUGAAACAGAUAAAGAAGUGGAAAUUCUAUACGAUGCAGAGAAGGAGCAAGGUUACCUAUUUUGGGAUGAGGGUUUUAGAAGAGGAAGAGAUGUCAGAAUCAUGGUAGCUCCCGAAAAACAACAUGAGCUAGUCAAGUACUUCUCUGAAAGCGGAAUGACGGCAGAACUUAUGCUACUGGAUUUUGAAAGAUCCGCAGAAGUACAACGAGCAAGGCCAGUUACAGUAACUAGAAACCAAAACGUGAGAAACUAUGCUUGGGAAUUCUACCAAACAUUGGAUGAAAUCUACGAAUGGAUGGACGCAAUGGCUGAAGAUUAUCCUAACGUAGCCGAAGUUGUCACUAUUGGAACUACCGAAGAGAAUAGACCUAUUAAAGGUUUGGUUAUAGACUUCAAAAAGAGCGAAAACCCAGUGUAUGGAUUCAUAGAAGGCGGACUUCAUGCUAGGGAAUGGAUAUCCCCAGCUAUGUCGACCUGGAUCAUAAAAGAGUUUCUGACGAGCACCGAUCCAGGUGUUAGGACUAUGGCUGAAGAUAUUGUGUGGCACAUUUUCCCAGUCACCAAUCCAGAUGGAUACGUGUAUUCUUUUACUGAUGAUAGAAUGUGGAGAAAGAACAGGAAUAAGGCUCACUUCACUUCUUGUUCUCAAUGGAAUCUCCCCGAUGACGCAAGCAACGGUGUGGAUUUGAACAGAAACUUCGGCUUCUUGUGGAAUACUAUUGGGGCUUCGCUGAAUCCUUGCGCUCAGACAUUCGCUGGAGCCAGUGGAUUCUCCGAAAAAGAAUCUAUUGCGAUAUCGAAUCACAUCAACUCGCUUCAACAAAGCGGAACUGUGUUGUACUACUUGAGUUACCAUUCAUAUACUCAGUUACUUCUGAUUCCAUACAGCCAUGUUUCUGGUGCUGGAAUAUUGGAAGCAGAUAAUUAUGGUGAUUUGUUUGAAAUUGGUAUAAUGGGAAUGGACAAACUCACUGCGCGUCACAACACGACUUACACCGUGGGCACCUCAGCUGACAUUUUAUAUCCGGUGAGUGGAUCAGGAUUCGAUUGGGCCAAAGGAGGGGCACAUAUACCACUCGUCUUUCUAUUUGAACUCCGUGACUUGGGAGAAUACGGUUUCUUACUGCCACCAGAACAAAUAAUACCUAACAAUGAAGAAACCAUGGAUGGAAUGGUUGAAAUGCAUAGAGUAGCUAGAUCUUUGGGAUAUCACAGGAGCUCAGCAGGUUCAAUUGUAAAUAGUAUGCUACUAUUGAUUGUGUCGGUUGUAGCUGCUUUGAGAUUGAAAUAAAUUGUUGGUGAUAUUUCA
This is a messenger RNA of Ostrinia furnacalis (Asian corn borer), 4108 nucleotides long. RefSeq lists its product as uncharacterized. The coding region runs from base 59 to 4090 and encodes 1343 amino acids. NCBI's taxonomy places the organism in Eukaryota, Metazoa, Arthropoda, Insecta, Lepidoptera, Crambidae. Gene Ontology annotation, biological process: proteolysis. The transcript has 18 exons. Gene Ontology annotation, molecular function: metallocarboxypeptidase activity; zinc ion binding. The record is from RefSeq and is a predicted model, not a curated record.